This is a messenger RNA of Danaus plexippus (monarch butterfly), 1512 nucleotides long. Its product is annotated as transcription factor sox-3-like. The transcript has a single exon. The record is from RefSeq and is a predicted model, not a curated record. NCBI's taxonomy places the organism in Eukaryota, Metazoa, Arthropoda, Insecta, Lepidoptera, Nymphalidae. Gene Ontology annotation, biological process: anatomical structure morphogenesis; cell differentiation; regulation of DNA-templated transcription. Bases 155 to 889 code for a protein of 244 amino acids. Gene Ontology annotation, molecular function: RNA polymerase II cis-regulatory region sequence-specific DNA binding; DNA-binding transcription factor activity, RNA polymerase II-specific.
CUCCCUCUCGCCGAUACCCACGCGAACACUGCCAACAGCCGUCAGUCUAUCGGCCGAGUUCGACGCGACACAAUCGCCUCCUCGUCUGUGCCCAUUCAGUAUUGUGCCAUACAUAGCUGAUGUUAAAAGUUCGUGUUUGAAUACAAUAACCGACAUGUCGACUCUCAGUCAUCACCCGUACGCGUUCUCGAUGCACCCUGGCAUGUUACCGGAGUACCCGAGCGCGCCGCAGCCGCUGCCGGCCUCGUCGCCGCAGUCCGAGGGACACAUCAAGCGGCCCAUGAACGCCUUCAUGGUCUGGUCCAGGCUACAACGUCGCCAGAUCGCCAAGGAUAAUCCGAAGAUGCACAAUUCGGAGAUAUCGAAACGGCUCGGAGCCGAAUGGAAGCUGUUGUCUGAAAUGCAGAAGAGACCAUUCAUUGACGAAGCAAAACGACUCCGAGCUCUCCAUAUGAAAGAGCACCCCGACUACAAAUACCGGCCACGAAGGAAGCCCAAGCCACCGACAGCGGGAGGAGCUCCGGGCGCUGGAGCUUUCCCGAGCUUUCCACUGCCUUACUUCGCGGGUCCAGCACCGACCGUUGGACCGUUGGACGCCCUUUCAUAUUCGGCAGUGCCUCCAUACUUUCCACAUCAGCUGGAUCACUUGCAAUUCUCAAAACUAAUGGCUCCGACCGAGAAGUUGCCGACGGCAUCUUCAGCUGCCGCUGUGGUGUCGUCGUUCUAUUCAUCACUCUACACACAGCCGGCCGCACCUCCGAAGCCGUUCCCAUCUCCUCUGUUCCACCAGUACGGAGCAGCGCCGGCUUCUCCUGUGUCUCCGGUGACUUCCACGCAGCACAGCCCUCACGACGACCAGCUCAGGCGGCCGGUUUCAGUUAUAUAUUGAAGACCAACCUGCCUUCCUUGAAAGAUAUUCCCCAGUCCUUCAGGGUUCGGCGGCGUGUGCAGUGUCAAAGACGAUAUAAGAAUCAUAUGAACAUUAUUUAUUAUUUUAGUAUUACGCUUAGUUGAAUAAUGAGACACGAGGAUUUCGUAACGAGCGGUUUGUAAAUAUGUUGAAAGUUAAUUGUAGGCCCUUUAGUGGGCAUGGUUUAAGUUUACUUAACUGUGAUUUUUGUUUCGAUUCGUCUUCAGAUAUAUAAGUUUAAUAAAUAUUUGUCAGUGCGAAGUGAGAACGGUACCAAAAAGAGAUUAUUCUUGUAGUUGUCACUAUUUAGAUGUAGUUAACACUAAACGAUCCAGACUAUUUCUGUCGUCAACUUGUAUCUGUUAAGUUUGUCUAACGCUAUCCAGUGUUUGGACGGCUCGUUUUAUUGUCUUAUUUAUUGUCAGUGUAGACGGAAAAGCUACGAUUUGUAAAUUAGUUGUUUUAAAUGUAAGUUAGCUCACACCAAUGUAAAUAAUACUUGAUAAUUCUGAAUCGAUGUCAUAAAAAACUAUGUACUAUAGAAAUGAGUAAAAAAAUGAUUUGUUAACGAUAUGCGAAUAAAGUGAAUUGUUUUUAUUUUA